This is a messenger RNA of Taeniopygia guttata (zebra finch), 2500 nucleotides long. RefSeq names its product poly(rC) binding protein 3 (gene PCBP3). Gene Ontology annotation, molecular function: RNA binding. Lineage: Eukaryota; Metazoa; Chordata; Aves; Passeriformes; Estrildidae. The record is from RefSeq and is a predicted model, not a curated record.
GGGGCUGAAAAAGGAGCAGGGUUAGAGGAGGAGUUGGGGCACGGGAGGAGCAGGUUUAGAGACAGAAACAGGAGCAGGGACUGGGUCUGGGACGGGAAGGGACGGGACAGGGCAGGAAGUCGGGGGGCCGCGCAGAGCCGGGCGGGUAGCGGGCAGCGCUGAGGGCUCCCGCUCGGCUCCGGCUGCCGCCGCCCCCGGGCCAGCCCUGCCGCUCCCCGCCUGCCCCAGCCGUCCCGCGGAUACAGGGAAGGAACCACCCAUCCAGCUGCAGCCCCACCCUUCCAACACUGCCAGCUGUGCCUUCAGGUUGUGCUGCGCCUGCAACCCACUCCGGAGAUCCUUCCCUGCCUCCUGCACUGCUGACCACCAGCUCCACGGGAUCCCUGACCUGGCCCUGCGGGUCUUCCAACGGCUCGUGCCGUGGACUGCUGGGUUCCCCCCCAUGCUCAGCAUGCCCUUUUCUGGUGCAGCCAGACCUUCCCAGGAACCACUCUGGAGCUCGAGGCCAUCCUGUAGGGAAAUGGAGUCCAAGGUCUCUGAAGGCGGCCUCAACGUCACCCUCACCAUCCGGCUGCUGAUGCAUGGCAAGGAAGUUGGAAGCAUCAUUGGGAAGAAAGGAGAGACCGUGAAGAAGAUGCGUGAGGAGAGCGGGGCAAGGAUCAACAUCUCAGAGGGGAACUGCCCUGAGCGGAUUGUGACCAUCACUGGCCCCACUGAUGCCAUCUUCAAGGCUUUUGCCAUGAUCGCCUACAAAUUUGAGGAGGACAUAACCAACUCCAUGAGCAACAGCACUGCUACCAGCAAACCUCCGGUGACACUGCGGCUGGUGGUGCCGGCAAGCCAGUGCGGCUCCCUCAUCGGCAAGGGGGGCUCCAAGAUCAAGGAAAUCCGAGAGUCCACAGGUGCUCAGGUCCAAGUGGCGGGGGACAUGCUGCCCAACUCCACGGAGCGGGCAGUGACAAUCUCGGGGACACCCGACGCAAUUAUCCAGUGUGUCAAACAGAUCUGUGUGGUGAUGCUGGAGUCCCCACCAAAAGGUGCCACCAUUCCCUACCGCCCAAAGCCCGCCUCCACCCCUGUCAUUUUUGCAGGUGGUCAGGUAAGAGCCGACCCGCUUGCAGCCUCCACUGCCAACCUGAGCCUUUUGCUGCAGCACCAGCCGCUGCCCGCCUAUACAAUUCAGGGACAAUACGCUAUUCCACACCCAGAUCAGUUGACCAAGCUCCACCAGUUGGCUAUGCAGCAAACCCCCUUUACUCCCCUUGGACAGACCACCCCCGCUUUCCCUGGAGAAAAGCUGCCCUUACAUUCCUCCGAAGAAGCUCAAAAUCUGAUGGGCCAGUCAUCAGGUUUGGAUGCCAGUCCCCCGGCCAGUACUCAUGAACUCACCAUUCCCAAUGAUCUAAUAGGCUGCAUAAUUGGACGCCAAGGGACCAAAAUCAAUGAAAUUCGGCAGAUGUCAGGAGCGCAGAUCAAAAUCGCGAACGCCACGGAAGGCUCAUCGGAGCGCCAGAUUACCAUCACAGGAACCCCUGCAAACAUCAGCCUUGCGCAGUACCUCAUCAAUGCCAGGCUGACGUCUGAGGUCACUGGAAUGGGCGCACUCUAAUUUCCACCCACCAUCCUCCACUCCGCACCACCCGACCCUCUCCAGCCACCGGCACUCCACCCAGCCUGUACUGCCUGUACAUUUACCGUCUUCCCUUUGCCUCCACAGAUACUCUUUGUUUUACUAACAAAUAUAAACAGGCGCAUAUGCACACACUGGAACGUUUCUUUACAAGCUCUUUACUCUGUGCUCCUGAAUCUGCUCCCAAACUCUUUGGUUAUGGUCCUUGUUUUCAGCGUUAGGAUGUUAAUUCUUCAUCUGCUUUUUGGGGACAAGGGAGGGGGGAGGGGAGCGUUGGUUUUGUUGUUUUUUUUCUCUCACUGGCAAGACUUCAGGAGCUAGCGGGGUCUCUAGUGUCAGUCUACCAUAGCUACCUAUACGUUUGAGUUGACAUUGCCAGUACAUUCUGUAGCAUAUGGACAUAAUGAUGCCACCCAGAGCUGUGUGUGUUUCAGAUGACUUAAUUUUUCUCACCCUCCUUCCUUUGGUGCUUCCCCUUGCUUGUCCUGGCUCACCUUCACCACCUCAGGCCCCUGCCCUUAGGGUAAGGGCAUACUUUUCACCCCGUGUUAUUUGGGAAUCAGAAGCCAAGUAAGGGUUCAACCCGCAGGCUUCACUCUUGGAACAUGGCAUGGUCCAGACAAGCCCAUUUUCCUACUAAACUAAGGGAAUCACACACACACAGAUACACAGAAAUGCUCUUUUUUUUUUUUUUUUUUUUUAAACUAACAAGCACCUGGAAGUGGGAAGAACUCAGCUGUAAGGGAUUCACACCCCCAGGGUCUUUGAAAGCACUCUUUUGUCAGUCCCCCACAAGCAAAACCUCAGGAAGCUCUGUGAGCCAGCUGUAUUUGUUGUUUGUGUUCAAUAAAUGUCUGUGCAGCUCUGGUA